AGAGAGAGAGAGAGAGAGAGAGAGAGCACGGAGGUGUGAGGAAAAGGAGGAGAAGUGGGCGAAAAGGGCAGCGCAGCGCGUGCACCUAAAGUGGCUGGAGGGCUAGAAGGCAUGCCCAACCCCGUUACGCAACCGGACAUCGUCUUCCGCCUGAUGGAGUUCGUGGGUGGCGAGCAGUACCUCUUCUUUGCGGGGGUGUCUCGGACCUGGAGGGACGCGUGGGAGGGACGCCCGACGACCACGCGUGCCGUCACUGCCGACACGGGGGUGCCCCAGCUGUCGCAGAGCUUCGAGUGCGGCCUGGCGCGGCGGAGCACGGUAUGCCAAGACAUUGCUGCCCUCGGAAGGCUUGACCUUCUCGUGUCCGCUCGCGAAGAAUACGAGUGUCCCUGGGAUGAGGACACGUGUUCGUACGCGUCCGAAAACGGACACGCUGACGUGCUUCGAUGGGCCUUCGCGAACGGUUGCCCGUGGGAUGCUGAUACCUGCACCAUGGCUGCUCGGCACGGUCACUACUGUGUACUCAAGUGGGCCCGCAGCAACGGCUGCGACUGGAACAGCGAAACCUCCAAGCUAGCCGCGGUGGGGGGGAAUUUCGAAGUCAUACAGUAUCUGCACAAGCAUGGGUGCUCGUUGGAUGCUGACACCUGCUACGGAGCAGCCCGUGCUGGACACCUGAAAAUCUUGAUGUAUUUGCGUGCCCAUGGUUGCGAAUGGGAUCAAUGGACAACUGCUGCAGCGGCUGCCCAGGGACACCUAACUAUUCUUUCUUGGUCUCACCAAAAUGGGUGCGUCAUGGACGAGGAUGUGAGUUAUUUAGCAGCCCAAGAAGGUCGCCUAGAUUGCAUUGAAUAUGCGCUGGCAAACGGUGUCCCAUUGCAUGCGGAAUGCCUGCAAGCCGCCAGGGAAAGCGACCAUGCUGACAUGGUGAAUUGGUUGGUAGCAAACGGCUGUCCCGAACCCUAG
Messenger RNA from Ectocarpus siliculosus, 966 nucleotides. Lineage: Eukaryota; Phaeophyceae; Ectocarpales; Ectocarpaceae. The record is from the annotation of a GenBank genome assembly.